AUGUUUACAGAACUAUCCUAUUUAUCAUACGACCUGACCGUAUGUCUACUCAGCUUUUUGGUCUACAUUUUCUUUAGAGAAGUGCGUCCCAGAGGCUCACAUCGUAUACCUAAAGAAGGCCCAGUUAUCUUUGUAGUAGCUCCUCAUGCAAAUCAAUUUGUGGACCCUUUACUGGUAAUGAAAGAGUGUGGAAGAAGAACAUCCAUGCUGAUUGCAGAGAAAUCAAUGCAUCAAAGAGGUGUUGGCACAUUUGCACGCAUGCUGAAUGCUAUUCCUGUCAUUCGCCCUCAAGAUCUAGCAACCAGAGGAAAAGGCACAGUCUCUGUUUCUGACUCAAAAGAAGAAGGAGGAGGAGGGCAGCAAACAUACAUUUUGGGCACAAAAACCGAAUUUACAAAGCAAUUAUUUCCAAAAGAUACGCUUGUGCUAGUAGGACCUCAUACAGAAGGAUGUAAAGCUGAAGUCGUGCAAGUCAUUUCAGAUACAGAACUCGUUAUAAAGCACCCGUUUAAAAGCACUAUUUCUCUGGAGAAUGAACAAUUCAAGUACAAGUGUAUUCCUCAUGUGGAGCAAUCGUCUGUCUUCAAAGCAGUGCACGAAGAAUUGAAUCGAGGUGGUUGUAUCACUAUUUUUCCUGAGGGCGGUAGUCAUGACCGAGUGGAAAUGUUGCCUUUGAAAGCUGGUGUCACCUUGAUGGCUUUGGGUGCCAUGGCACAAUAUCCUGGCCUGGAUGUCAAGAUUGUGCCUGUUGGUUUGAAUUACUUCCAUGCGCAUAGAUUUAGAUCGAGAGCAGUCAUUGAGUUUGGUGAACCUUUGACUAUCUCUGAACGCUACGUAGAGAUGUUCAAAAACGGCGGUGAGGAGAAACGAUUAGCAUGUGGCACCUUGCUGGGUAAAAUUUACGAUUCAUUGAAAUCUGUCACAUUGAAUGCUGAAAGCUACGAGACAUUGAUGUUGAUCCAAGCAGCAAGAAGACUCUACAAGCCUGCUAAUCGCAAACUACACAUUUCUCAAGUGGUUGAUUUAAACAGACGCUUCCUCAUAGGGUACAACAUGUUUAAAGAUGAACCCAAGGUUAAAGAAUUGGAGCAGCGUGUGCUUGCUUACAACCAGUUGCUCAAGUACCAUGGCAUUCGUGAUCAUCAGGUUCAAAAGACAAAGUUGGGAGGGAAGCAUACAGUGUACCUUAUUUUCAAAAGGUUUAUUAUCAUGUCAUUGUUAGCACUAUUGGACUUUCCGGGAGCUAUUCUCAAUCUACCUGUCAUUGUUAUUGCAAGAAUUAUUAGUCAAAAGAAAGCAGAUGCUGCCUUAAAAGGCUCUUCAGUCAAAAUUGCUGGUCGUGAUGUUCUCGCUACAUGGAAAUUACUUGUUGGCCUUGUUCUUGUCCCUUCAUUGUACUCUUUCUAUAGUUUUGUUGUAUUCUUGGUGUUAUUUAAAACGACACACUACGAUAUCGGGACUCUGGUUCGUAUUGCCAUCGCUACAUGGUUCAGUAUUGCUGCCGUUACACUGGCAUCUCUUCAGUUUGGUGAAAUUGGGUUAGAUAUUGCAAAGUCUUUGAAGCCAAUGAUUGUGUCUGUAUUAGACCCUUCAGGUGCAGAAACUUUGCGACAAAACAGAGAGAUUUUAUCUGUCAAUAUCACAAACUUGAUCAAUGAAUAUGGACCUAAAGCAUUCCCUGAUUUUGAUGCUGACUACAUUAGCAAGAUGAAAGUCGCACCCACGCCUGUUGCAAGCCGUAGCUCCAGUUCCAGUAGCUUCAACCUUACCAAUGUCAAGAUACCAACCAUAUUCCAUCAAAACAAGGUGCUGGACACUUUGCAUGAUCAUCAUUUGUUCAAUUGGAGCUACAACAAAGCCAACUCGGACGAGAAUCCUGGAUUCCUGGGGAUUGGUCAUUACUUUACAAGAAGCGGUGCUACAACACCCACAUUACUAGGCGGCAGUAGUCGAUCAAGCAGUUUUAGUGCUGCUACCAACAUUGAUGAAGAUCCUCUUGCAAUUCCUUCCAUCCGAAUUGAAGAUGUGUAUCACAUUACAAAAGAUUAA
Mucor velutinosus is the source of this 2049-nucleotide messenger RNA. RefSeq lists its product as uncharacterized. The record is from RefSeq and is a predicted model, not a curated record. NCBI's taxonomy places the organism in Eukaryota, Fungi, Mucoromycota, Mucoromycetes, Mucorales, Mucoraceae. The transcript is spliced from 8 exons. Gene Ontology annotation, molecular function: glycerone-phosphate O-acyltransferase activity; glycerol-3-phosphate O-acyltransferase activity. The coding region runs from base 1 to 2049 and encodes 682 amino acids. Gene Ontology annotation, biological process: phospholipid biosynthetic process.